GACUACGAGUCCGAGACCAUCUCCGUGGAGCAUGCCAAGUCCUUCUUGGUGGACGAGAAGAUCCCCCAGGGGUUUAAGAAAAGCGACAAACCUAUCUCGACGGCGACGGCAUUCUAUCUGGCCGCGCAGAUUAAGCUCUUGGCAUCACUUGGGUGGGGAGGAGUAGCGGAGACGGAGUGACGGAACGAUGCAUCGGUUGAGAUUCGUGAGAAUUGAGACGAAAUUGAUGUUUUGCCUGGCUUAGGAGCUGUCAUUGUGUUUUACGACGCAGUAUCUCAGCAUUAUACGUGUGCGUUGGUACUUCAUACGCAAAUGAAGCCUUGCAUGUACUUUGUCAAGGUAAGGUUUCACCCUCUUUCUACUGAUCUGCUAAACGCGAAACGAGCUGACGCGAAGAUACAGUUGAACAGAUUUAUUGGAGUCAACGCGUUUCGCGUUACGUGUCGGGAGGCUAACUUGGCCCUUUCGUCCUGUCAUUUUGUCUUUCGCUCAGCGGUGCACACUGACGGCAGCUACAAAGCACCAUCAUGCGUCGCUGUUGCUCGGUGCCACUACUAACAUUAUGGAGUGUUUUCACGCUUCCCUCAGCUGUCUGGCCAAUGGAUGGGGGUCCGAGAUAACGAGCUCGACCCUCUCAAGCCAUUCCGGUGUAUCAGCCAAGAGGAUGUUACGAAUUGCCAGCUACACCGUCAGCGAUGAAGAGAGGGUGCCCGGCACUUCCAGCCUCGAGAGCCUCGUGGGUGCGUUCAAGGCACUAAAAGUCUCCCCGCAGACAAUCAAGAACUGGAUGAAGAAAGGGAACUUUGCGGACGAAUCCUUCGAGGCCCUAAAGCUUGACAAGACACUUGAUACGCUGAUCGAUAACCCGCAGUUCACCGCGAGGGUCAAGUACGUGGACGAUUUCAACGAGCAGCACCCAAAGAAGCAACUUUCGAUCUACCGAACCUUGAAAAAGCACUACACGGAUGACGCUUUGCUCCAGACGAUUGAAAAGGCGAAGUUAUCUCCGGAGACGGAGAGGAUCGCCGCGAUACUGCAAGGCGAACAACUCCAAGAGUGGUCGCGGAUCGGAUAUUGGCCUGGCGCCGUGUAUCGCUUUCUGUUCAAGCAGCACUCCUAUGACGGUAUUUUUGCGAGCAUCAACUGGAAAAUCUGGACCAAGUACUUGGACGAUUAUAAUGCGAUGCAUUCUGCGAAACAGGUCUCGAUGUACCAGGUACUCAAAGCUCACUAUGCUGACGAAGGGUUGGUUAAAGUGCUUGAAAAGGCGGAGUUAGCCCCAGAGACGAAGAAGCUUGCCUCGAGAUUACAUGCUGAGCAGCUCCAUGACUGGCUUAGAAGCGGGUAUUCGCCUGAGAACGUCUACCUCCUCUUGUUCAAACGUCGUUUGUACGAAGAUACGUUUGCCAGUCCAGCCUGGAGCACGUGGACCAAGUACCUGGGAAAUUACAAUAUGCUGUACCCUGAAAAGAAGAUGACUCUGUUCGCGGCACUGAGAGAGCUGUACACUGAGCACCGUGUGCUGACAAUGAUCAACCAUGCUAAGAGGUCAAUGAGUACGAAAAGUAUCGGCCUCAAGUUGGAAAAGGACAGUCUCAAUUUUGGCUGGACGAACGUCAUUCUCCCCGUGAUUUGUUCAGCUCAGCGUUUCAGCUCAGUACGGCGGGAACGAAGCUCUUCGACGAUCCGAACUGGAGCACUUGGGUCAAGUACGUCGAUGACCUGAACAAAAAAUACAACGAGCACACGUUGAUGGCCCCGAUACUCACGGAGUAUUAUGGCGACCAAGGCUUGUCUACAAUUCUGGAGGCUGCCAAGAAGAACCGCAGCACGGAGAAACUCGCGUCUAGAUUGCAGAGUCAGCAGUUCCGGGAGUGGCUGAACGAGGGCCAUUCGCCAGACUACGUCUUCUACAAAGUGCUGGAUAUUCAGACGACAGACAAGCUCCUGGAAAGCCCUUUGUUCAACACGUGGCACAUGUACAUGCACUACUACAACGCGAGGAUGCCCAGCAAGCAAAUUACUGUGAUCGAGGCAUUGUCUCAUCAGUUCUUCCCCGAGUCGGUGUGGGAAAUGAUUCAAUCAGCGAAAUCGGUUCCGAACACGAAGCACUUCGCGAAUAGUUUGGAGGCGUCACUGCGAAACAAACUGCUAUCGGAGAAAAUGGAGCCCAGCCAAGUCGCAAUGGCGUUAAAUAUGCGCUCGACGGCGGAUGACGUCUUCUUGGAAAGAUACACCGCAGAGUUGAGGAAGUUGUAUGGCUGAAAGUCAUGAUGUGAGAGCCACGACACUUUGCAGCAGCUAGCAUAGAAUUCGGCGGUUACAUGAGAGAGAGCGUAACAAGUAGUUGUAUACAAGCAUAACACAGCUCUAGCGUUAAGGCCCAUUGGAGCAGCAUUAAUUUUUUUUACAUACGACUGCCGCGGGUAUCGCUGCAUUCAUAUCGUUUGACACUUCCAGCGUCGAUGAAUCUCGUGAAUGCGUACUUACAAAGCGAUUAAUGCACCCCCUAGACUAUCAAAGGCUGAAUGAAGAAAGGAACUUUGUGGACGAAUUCUUUGAGGUUCCAAGGUCUGAUACUGUAGUACUCGUACUUCGUAAGACAUUUAGCGGCUGAAAUGAUGAGCAGCCUGCUCAUCAAUAGCCCGCAGCUCACCACGUUGGUUCAGUAUGCGCACGAUUUCAACGAGCAGCACCUCAAAAAGCAAAUCUCGAUCUACCGAACCUUGAAAAGACACGAUUGAGAAAGUGAGGGAGGCUCAGCACAACUGCAGCAGCGAAAGCUUUUACUACUAGUAUACCUAGCGGAGCGCUACUAAGUACUACUCGUUCUACUUGAAUGGUACUGCGAGAAUGAGCUCGUUGGCUGUAUGCAAACCAGUCUAGUGAAGCACAGGGUAAAUGUACGUGUCGUAUGCGUCCUUGAAAGAGCAGCUCUCAUCAUCGCGGGACCAGCACACGUGCGUCACGUUAUCGGCAGUCACCAAGAACAGGCCGCCGCGUUCGUCAAGCGUGCGAAGGCCAAACGUGUCCGACGUGUACUCGAGCGUGUCCUUCAUGUCGACGACCGAGAGGCUGCUGAAGUUCGUCUCGAUCUCGUUCACCGACUUGACUUCCGAGUAUCGCCCGAAGAUCGACGACUGCCACGGCGUAAUGGUUCCAUCCUCGGGUGAGAUGAAGAAGUAGGCGGACUCGAGCUUCAAGAAGUUGGUCUUGCGACGAUGCUGGUCGUAGACGCACUGGCCAUUUCCAGGCAGACACGGGUUCACGUUGUUCAGGACGGGCAGGAAGAUGUUGGAGGAUGCCCAGCAACCGAACUGUGGGGAGCGCUGCAGAUUGAAGUACGAGUAUUGAUACUGCACCUCCGGGUUCUCGAGCGUGAACUGGACAAUGUCGCGCUCAAGUUUCCCGUAGACAUCCUCGGACGAGUACUUGCUGAAGUUGUAGACCUCGGCCGGAACGAUGAAGUUCAGGUAACUGGGUCCUGAAGCCGCGAGUGCGUCCGCAUCGUCGGGUCCGUUGAAGAUGCCAUUCUGAACGCCGGCCAAGCUGAUGUAGCGUUUCACUUGGUGGUCGUCCAUUUCCUCGAUCACAGCUCGUGAGAUGGCGCCGCCCUGUGAGUGAGUGAUGAAGAUGUAGCCAUCGUCGAACACGGAGUUGUUGGCCACCGUCUCCCGCACGGCGGCGACAGCGAGCGGGACUUGCUUCACGAGAGACUCGAACGAGCAGGAGGAGUCGCAGAAGGAGAGCGACACAACCGUGCGGCCUUCAGCAGUGAGAUUCGCCACGUAGUUGUCUCCAGCGGUGUAGUCGUCGGAGAGGCCGUGGAAGAAGAAGACAGGCAGCUUGACACAUCGGUGGCGGCGACAGCGCUUUGGACAGUAGCGGCUGCUAGUCCGAGGAGAGGCGCGCAGAGCUUCAUCGAUGGCGUCGGUGGGGUGCUCGGUGUUGAUUCACGGUGCGGAUAAUGAGCUCGAGGUCAUUGCAACAACGCUGGUUGGGUGGAUACUGUAGAACACUUGAAGGUUCAAGGACCAACCCUUCCCGGUGCACGAACUCCAUGAUGACACUCCGUCGUCUUUCUCACUCGGCUAAAUUGGCGAGUAUGAUAGGAACGUUGGAGCGGAUCUCUCAGCUGACGCGACCCCACUUCAAGAGCCAGUAUUGCCUGCUUCCCGUAAUUCCAGCACAAGGCAGAUUCUUCAACCAUGUAUCUCGUCACCACAGAAAACCAUAUGAACACACACAAAUAAAGCCUACGAGAACCACUAAUCUUGCACCAGGUAGGAUACCUUACCCAGAGACUGCCCAGACAGCAAGCAAAUCUGUGACGUGUGGCCAACAUGUAUCCAUGUACCGUAAAAUCGGUACGUUUUUGACUCGUACUUAGUCCCGCUAUGAGCUUCAUCGCCACGCACGUCGCCUCUCGACCUCAGAUCUGCUGGCGUUAGUGUCAUAUUGCUGCCCAUGCGUCCGUCGCUCGUGCUGCGCCGCGCGCCUCGCGCCGCCAGCCUCCUGCGCAGUCUGUCGACGGCCUCUUCGUCCUCCGGCGCUGCGUCCUCAAGCGCCGGCUCCACGACGCACUUCGGCUUCCAGCAGGUGCCUGAGGAGGACAAGGAGCGGAUGGUGGCGUCCGUCUUCCACAAUGUGGCCGAGCGGUAGGCAUAUGCUACAGAAUCUCUAAUUUUAUAUCGAUAUGACCGAAUACGUUUCUCAUAUCUUGUUAUGACGACUUGCUAGAUAUGACGUGAUGAACGACUUUAUGAGCGGCGGCAUGCACCGCGUCUGGAAGGACUCGUUCGUGGACACGCUGCACCCCGUGGGACCUCUCAAGU
Messenger RNA from Phytophthora sojae, 4835 nucleotides. RefSeq lists its product as hypothetical. The record is from RefSeq and is a predicted model, not a curated record. The coding region runs from base 563 to 1726 and encodes 387 amino acids. Lineage: Eukaryota; Oomycota; Peronosporomycetes; Peronosporales; Peronosporaceae. The transcript has a single exon.